Molecule: messenger RNA, 1168 nt
Organism: Perkinsus marinus ATCC 50983
Lineage: Eukaryota; Perkinsozoa; Perkinsida; Perkinsidae
Exons: 11
Coding region: 14-1141 (375 amino acids)
Molecular function (GO): protein binding
Source: RefSeq, a predicted model, not a curated record
AUCAUCAACCGUAAUGGCCGUCGGUCAGCCCAUCCAGUUCCUACCCAUCGCCCGACACGUGGACAAGAAGGGAGGAUAUGUAUUCCGAAUAUGCCUAUUGCCGUCAUCAUUGGCUAUCGCCUCACAGCAGAGGGUUGGUGCUAAAGUCAACAGCGUUAUUCGAAUACUCGAUGAAGCUACUCUGUCUGAGAUGUCCCUUUUACCCGCAUGCCACGAUCAACCCAUCACAGACCUCCAGGUCAUACCAGCCUCCCAUGGACGUGGAUUAGUGUCCUCUUCUCGUGAUGGUACUGUGAAGCUAUGGGACCUGAGAUCCUCAGGAGGCCCUGUUGGGACUAUAGUAUGCAGUAGUAACCGUAGAGAUGCUCAGCUCUUUGGAGCCAGUAUUAACACCAACAACGUGCUCGCAGUCGGCCUAGACUCAGACGUCGCGCUGUAUGAUGUGAAAUCUGGUAAUAGCAAGCCUUACUUCACUUACACGGAGGCUCAUAUGGACAUAGUCAAUUGCGUCAAGUUCCAUCCAACACGGACGAAUCUUUGCCUUACCGGAGGAGAUGAUACUCUCAUCAACGUACUUGAUGUUACUGAUCUCAAUAACGAGGACGAUGGACAAGCCCCUAAAGUGACCCUCAGUGCUGAGGACUCUGUACGAUCAGUGUCUGCGGCCGGACCUACUGGGGACCUUCUGGUAGUGUCGACUUGCACUGAGAGGCUUCAAGUGUGGAAUGCUAGUACGGCUCAGCGAUGCCUUGAGAGUAGUGGUAUUCGGGAGCAUCCUUUAUUGUGUGCUAGCCAAGGGGAGCAAGAAGAUAUGCAACUGGGGUACAUCAUCGACGCCCAAUAUGAUGCCCCAUCGGACCGUCUAUACAUUCUUGGUGGAUCUACCAAUGGUACGGUAGUGUGCUGCGAAUUGGCUGAUGCAGCCGAGCUGACGACACAUGGGGUAUUCCAUACAGGCUUGGGGGAUAGGGGACAUGAGGGGGUGGUCCGAUCAGCAGUAUUGGACACUACUCGAGGAACGGUAUUUACAGGAGGAGAGGAUGGUGCGGUAGUGAGCUGGGGACCAAAUGCUGGAGAGUCCAGACCCGAACUUAAAGAUACUAGGAAGGGCCCUCGGGGUGUGGCGGCAUCACCGUAUUAACACUGUCAUCUGUAUUGUUCCUCCUUA